Messenger RNA from Erigeron canadensis, 1479 nucleotides. Its product is annotated as putative transferase At4g12130, mitochondrial. The transcript is spliced from 5 exons. The coding region runs from base 130 to 1344 and encodes 404 amino acids. Gene Ontology annotation, cellular component: mitochondrial matrix. Gene Ontology annotation, molecular function: protein binding. The record is from RefSeq and is a predicted model, not a curated record. NCBI's taxonomy places the organism in Eukaryota, Viridiplantae, Streptophyta, Magnoliopsida, Asterales, Asteraceae.
CAACAACAACACGUGUUGUAGGUAACAAAGCCCCGAUAACACACACGUAUCCCAACCGACUUCCUUCCUUGCUUGGUUUUUGUUAAAACUCCCAAAAUUUUUCUAAAAUCAACCAAAACAGAAAGAAAAAUGAGGUUUUUAAAACCCUCUACCAUCACCAGCCGGUUGUUAAAACCCACCAAUCACUUGUCAUCUGAAACACCCACCAGCCUUAACGAUGUGGGUCCGAUGGCAUCUCUUCUGAAAACCCGAACCGUUGUCCGGUUACGGGGCCCCGAUACAAUCAAGUUCUUGCAAGGUAUGGUAACAAACGACGUCCGUAGGUUUGGUGGGGCAGCUGCGGGUGAUGAGAAAUCGAGCUUGGUUACCCCCAAUGUUCCGGCAACCUCUGCCCGCUCUCUCUACGCGGCCAUGUUAACACCACAGGGGAGGUUUUUCUGCGAUAUGUUUUUGUACGAGCCGCCCCGAGCCGAUGAGAAACUUGACCCCACCGGCUCAACUGGUGGACCCCACCGAGAUGAGAUGACUCUUCUUGCUGAUGUGGAUUGUGACGUGUUGGAUGACCUGUUUGCGACUUUUAACAAAUUUAGCGUGAGGUCUAAGGUUCAUUACGAGCAUGUAGGCGAAGAAUUCUCAUGUUGGCAGCGUUUUGGUGUAGACCGCCAUAAGAAGACACCUUUAUCUGUAGAAGAUCCCGAAGGUGCUAAUGUUGGCUGGGGUGGUGGUAUUGACCUAACUGGAAGCUCAUCUUCACAAGGAAACAAUGUUGGGUGGCAAUGGCAUAAAGAUCCUCGCUUGGAUUGCCUAGGAUUCCGGGGAAUCUUUCCUUCCAACUCAACACCACCUAUGGUUGAGGCUGAUACAGAAACGGACGAAGGAAAUUAUCUUCUUUGGAGAUUAGAGAGGGGAGUUGCGGAAGGCUCAAUUGAGAUCCCAAGAGGGGAGGCAAUACCACUCGAGUACAAUCUAGCUGGCUUAAAUGCUAUAAGUUUUGAUAAAGGGUGUUAUGUUGGUCAAGAACUCGUUGCUCGUUCCCAUCACCGUGGGGUUAUUCGCAAGCGCUUGUUUCCACUAAAGUUCCUGAGUGAAUCAGGAGCAGAGAUAGAGCAAAAGGUUGCUCCUAGUUCAGAAGUACUAGCAUUGAAAUCUGGUAAGAAAGCUGGAACAGUCACCACUGCUAUGGGCUCAUGUGGGCUUGGUCUGCUCAGGCUCGAGGAAGCCUUAAAAGGGUCUGGAAAUUUAGUCAUCAAUGGACAGGAGGACGUGAAGGUGGAAGCAAUCCGGCCUGAAUGGUGGCCAACUGAGUGGUAUUCAGAACAUGAGCCACGACAAGCUGCUGGCUAGGAUCUUUAUUAGGUAUCCUGCAGUUAUUUUACAUUAGAUUAGAAGAAAGUAACAGUUGUCAACAUGUAAAACUGUUUUUCCCUGUGUUAUAUUUCAUACUUUAGAUGAUAAAUAAAAGUUACCGGAAACCCAAAA